Molecule: messenger RNA, 294 nt
Organism: Blepharisma stoltei
Lineage: Eukaryota; Ciliophora; Heterotrichea; Heterotrichida; Blepharismidae
Source: the annotation of a GenBank genome assembly
AUGAAGGAAUUAAUUCAAAUGCAGCAAGCUGAUUGCACUUGCCAUAGUGUAUUAUUGAAUCGGAAAAUUUUGGUUUCUGGAUAUGAAAACAAUAGGAUUUUUCUAUAUUCAAUUGACACCGACUCUUACUCCAACAUUCCUUAUUGCUUUGAAUAUCAUGUACCAAAAAUACUUAUAAAUGCAGAAAAUAGACUAUAUUUGAUCGAAUUAGAGCUUGGCUUGAUCUAUGAAAGAUGGAUUGAAGAUGAAUAUAAUUGGAAGCAAAUAGCAAAGUCAAAAAAUUUGUUAUCAUAA